Drosophila kikkawai is the source of this 1042-nucleotide messenger RNA. RefSeq names its product RNA transcription, translation and transport factor protein. Gene Ontology annotation, molecular function: RNA binding. NCBI's taxonomy places the organism in Eukaryota, Metazoa, Arthropoda, Insecta, Diptera, Drosophilidae. The record is from RefSeq and is a predicted model, not a curated record. Gene Ontology annotation, biological process: tRNA splicing, via endonucleolytic cleavage and ligation. Gene Ontology annotation, cellular component: tRNA-splicing ligase complex.
UUUAAUCGAUUGUUACCCUUUGGGGCAAAAGAAGAAGCAGCGCCGGCUCUCCGGUUUUGUCAAUUAAAAAGCGAAACAAAUUUAUAUCUUAAAAGCUUACCAUGAUUAAGCUAAAACUGGAGGCGUUGGGUCAUCCCACUCCCAGCGAUGUGGCGCUGAGCAAUCGCAAGGAGUUUGCCAGCACAAUCCUCUGGAUAGAGGACCAAAAGAUCCGUCUGUACUCAAUUGAGGAUCGCGAGAAGCUGCGUCAUAUAGACAACCCCAAGUCAUGGGAGGAGGGCUACCUAAAGUACUGCGCGGACCUCCAAAUGCCGCCCCUGGAGAGCCAGCAAGAGCAGAUGGCCUGGAUUCUAAGCCACGCUGUUCGUCUGGAAUUCCUGGACGACCCAGAGCAGUUUGCGUCCAUCAAUAGCAAAACGGGACCGCCUAAAAGUAAUGGCAAACAGGCCCCAGUUAAGGUUCAGUCCAUUUUCGACGGAAAGAUGAAUGUUCAGGACAAAGCGUUUGUGGAUGGCGUUCGCCAGCUAGCCAGCAAACUGAAUGUGCCCCACCAUCCGAACCAUCUGCUGCAGCUGGAGGCGGUUGCGCGGGUGGUACACGAGCGCCUAUCGCCCGCCGCCAAGGGGCGCCAGCCAAUUGUGGGUACACCAUUUCCUUUCGACAAGGGCAACGAUAUUAUCUCGGCCAAUGAUCCUGCCUUGGAUCUGCCGAUGCGCAUUUUGCGCCUACUCCAGAUUCAGAGCCUGCGUCAGCUGCAGACGCACAUUAACGAGACGAUUGUGGCAGUGCAGAACCUCACAGCCAAUCCAAAGACUGACACCAAGCUGGGCAAGGUGGGACGCUAGUCGAGGGAACUCGCGAAAGCUAAGCAACAAUAUUAUGUAGGCCUAUUUAAAUAUUUGCUUAAAUUUAGAUUUAAAACAUUCGCCCUUAUAAACGGGAAAUCUAGGAAAGCCAAGAAACACUAAAGGCCUAUACAAACAUGUUAUUAUUGUAAAUGAAAGGGAUGUAGAUCUAAAUAAAGGUUUAUAUUGUCAAAGAA